Messenger RNA from Morus notabilis, 2109 nucleotides. Its product is annotated as probable E3 ubiquitin-protein ligase ARI2. The record is from RefSeq and is a predicted model, not a curated record. Gene Ontology annotation, biological process: positive regulation of proteasomal ubiquitin-dependent protein catabolic process; protein polyubiquitination; ubiquitin-dependent protein catabolic process. Gene Ontology annotation, cellular component: ubiquitin ligase complex; cytoplasm. The coding region runs from base 36 to 1805 and encodes 589 amino acids. NCBI's taxonomy places the organism in Eukaryota, Viridiplantae, Streptophyta, Magnoliopsida, Rosales, Moraceae. Gene Ontology annotation, molecular function: ubiquitin protein ligase activity; ubiquitin conjugating enzyme binding; zinc ion binding. The transcript has 8 exons.
AUGCUCCAAAUUUCUCAUGCUUUCUCUAAUCGGGAAUGGAGGAUUAUUUCAGCGAUGAUGAUUACUAUUAUUCCGAUCGGGACUCGCUGGAUGGUCUCGAGAACGAGGACUCUGGUCCACAGUGGGCCUCUAAGGGUCCCACGAGUAAGGUUAUUACAAAAGAAUCUCUUUUGGCUGCACAGAGGGAGGAUUUGCGUAGAGUAAUGGAAUUGCUAUCUAUAAGAGUGCACCAUGCUCGAACAUUACUUAUUCAUUAUCGCUGGGAUGUGGAGAAGUUGUUUGCAGUGUUUGUAGAGAAGGGAAAAGCUUCCCUUUUCGCGGAAGCGGGUGUCUCGAUUGUUGAGCAUCAAGAUCUUGACGUCCGACCACCUCAGACAGUGAUGUGUGAUAUAUGUAUAGAGGAUUUACCUAGUGGUGAGACGACAAAGAUGGACUGCGGUCAUUGUUUUUGCAACAACUGUUGGACUGAGCAUUUUAUUGUUAAGAUAAACGAUGGUCAAAGUAAAAGAAUAAAGUGCAUGGCACACAAAUGCAACGCAAUAUGUGAUGAAUCAGUUGUUAGAAAUCUCGUUAGCAAAACAAAUCCGGAUCUGGCAGAGAAAUUUGAUCGUUUUCUUCUUGAGUCAUAUAUUGAAGAUAAUAAAAGGGUUAAAUGGUGCCCGAGUACUCCUCAUUGUGGAAAUGCAAUACGCGUCGAGGAUGAUCAGUUUUGCGAGGUAGAAUGUUCAUGUGGUGUGCAAUUUUGCUUUGGUUGCUCAUUAGAAGCCCACUCGCCCUGCUCAUGUUUAAUGUGGGAGCUUUGGGUUAAAAAGUGCCGAGAUGAAUCGGAGACUGUUAAUUGGAUCACAGUCCACACAAAGCCUUGUCCCAAGUGUCACAAACCUGUAGAAAAGAAUGGUGGGUGUAACCUUGUUAGCUGUAUCUGUGGGCAAGCAUUUUGUUGGCUGUGCGGUGGAGCCACUGGGCGAGACCAUACUUGGUCAAGUAUUGCGGGGCAUAGCUGUGGUCGCUACAAGGCAGACCAAGAGAAAAAGGCUGAGAGGGCAAAGCGAGAUCUUUAUCGAUAUAUGCACUAUCACAAUCGGUACAAAGCUCAUACAGAUUCCUUUAAACUUGAAAGUAAAUUGAAGGGGACUAUACAGGACAAGGUGUCAGUUUUGGAAGAGAGGGAAUCAAAGCUCAGAGAUUUCAGUUGGGUACACAAUGGACUCAACAGACUUUUUAGAUCGAGGCGGGUUCUUUCAUACUCAUACCCAUUUGCAUUUUAUAUGUUUGGAGAUGAACUUUUUAAGGAUGAAAUGACAAAUGAAGAAAGGGAAAUAAAGCAGAAUUUAUUUGAGGACCAACAACAGCAGCUUGAGGCAAAUGUUGAGAAAUUAUCCAAGUUCUUAGAGGCCCCAUUCGAUGAGUACAGUGAGGAUAAGGUUAUGGAGACAAGGAUGCAAGUGAUUAAUCUGACAGGAAUCACUGAUAACCUCUGUCAGAAGAUGUAUGACUGUAUUGAGAAUGAUUUAUUGGGUCCUUUACAACUAGGUAUCCACAAUAUUGCUCCAUAUAGGUCAAAGGGCAUCGAGAAGGCAUCAGAACUUUCUGCUUGUUGGGGCAAUAAAGUCGAUGGUUCUAAUAAAGCUCUGCCACCACAUUGUGGCUCAAGUGGAGGAACGACGGAAUCUGAUCAACCCUCUGGUUCUGGAAGUUCUGAUGAGAGCACAUUUUCUCCUCGGAAGCGUGCUCGGACAAAGGUUCCUGGGGGUGGCUUUUUUGACUUAAAUUUACCGGCAGCAGACGUUGCUGACAGAACUUAACUCUGAAGAUAGUUGGCUUCAAAUAGACACAGGUGUACAGUCUCUAGUCUAAGACAAUCUCCCUUUUGGUAUGGUGGGUGUCAUCAAUUGUGGAUUAAAAUAACGAGUGCUUCCCCCUCGUAUUUUUCCACCAUCUUUAUCUUGCGUUAAAAUAUUUUAGAAGACAUCUGGGGUUCCUUGUUUCUUGAUCUUUUGUGUUAUCUCAGUUUGUACAUACUACAUAGUCCUUGGUUUGGGCUUUAGAGACAUUAAAUAUGGAAUUUUACAUGAAAUUUAAUUAACCUUUAAAUAAUAUUUUGAGAUA